Messenger RNA from Funneliformis caledonium, 819 nucleotides. NCBI's taxonomy places the organism in Eukaryota, Fungi, Glomeromycota, Glomeromycetes, Glomerales, Glomeraceae. The record is from the annotation of a GenBank genome assembly.
AUGAUAAGAACUCUUUUUCAAAGACGUGCAACUGACCUUACUAACAAAAGAAGUUUAUUUUCUAUAAAGAACUUUAUCAUAACAGGGAUAUUUGGAGGAAUUGGAUACACUAUAUACAAAAGAUACUCGGAUGAUUCAAAGAAAACUUUUUCACCAAAUAGAUUCCUUCCAUUAACAGUUAGUGAAAUAACGCCAGUAAAUCAUAAUACACGUAUAUUUCGUUUAAAAUUUCCAAGAGCGUUAAAAGAACCAAUACCAAUUGCGUCUUGUGUCCAAGUUAAAGAUGAUUCUACACAAAUAAUGAGGGAAUAUACACCAAUUAGUCCUAUCAAUGAAUUGAAUUUUAUUGAUUUAUUAGUAAAACGAUAUGAUAAUGGGCAUAUGUCUAGAUUAAUUCAUAAUUUAAAAAUUGGUGAUAAAUUUGAAGUCAGAGGACCCGUUGUUACUUUACCGUAUACACCUAAUAUGAAGAAACAUAUUGGAAUGAUAACAUUUUUCUUAUUCCUAGAUGAUAUACUCCUUUAUAAUGACUUCAAAGAAUUAUCCAAAAAUCAUCCAAACCAAUUAAAAAUUUACUAUACACUCGAUAAGCCACCAAAAGAUAAUUGGACUCAAGGUGUUGGUUAUGUAAGUGAAGAAAUGGUAAAAGAGAAUAUUCCUGCUCCAAAUGAGGAUGUUCUCGUAUUAGUUUGUGGUCCAAGCAGUGGUGGAAAGGCAUCUGAUAUGUCUCAAGGACUUGUUAGGGGCAUAUUGAAAAAACUUGGAUAUACACAAGAUCAACGUAAUCUUCCCGAAAUCAACUAUCUAUGUUAUAGUUGA